AUGGCGACCCGACUUCAGUUUGAGAAUAAUUGUGAAGUUGGUGUGUUUUCUAAGGUGACCAAUGCGUACUGCCUAGUUGCUAUUGGUGGAUCAGAAAGCUUCUACAGCACUUUUGAGGCAGAGUUAGCUGAUGUCAUUCCUGUUGUUCAGACCUCAAUUGCUGGCACUCAGAUAAUUGGACGGCUAUGUGCUGGUAACAAGAAUGGGCAUCUUGUGCCUCAUACCACCACUGAUCAAGAACUCCAACACUUGAGAAACAGUCUACCUGAUCAAAUAGUUGUUCAACGGAUUGAGGGGAAAAUAUCUGCCCUGGGGAAUUGCAUAGCAUGCAAUGAUCAUGUUGCCCUUGCGCACACUGACCUUUACAGGGAAACCGAGGAGAUAAUAGCUGAUGUUCUAGGGGUUGAAGUUUUUCGGCAGACAAUAGCUGGUAACAUUCUUGUGGGGAGCUACUGUGCCAUCUCCAACAGAGGUGGUUUGGUCCAUCCUCGUACAUCCAUUGUAGACCUGGAUGAGCUUUCCACCCUUCUCCAGGUCCCUUUAGUUGCUGGUACUGUAAACCGCGGCAGCGAAGUGAUAGCCGCUGGAAUGACAGUAAAUGACUGGACAUCCUUUUGUGGGUCGGACACUACAUACUGA
Molecule: messenger RNA, 639 nt
Organism: Populus trichocarpa (black cottonwood)
Lineage: Eukaryota; Viridiplantae; Streptophyta; Magnoliopsida; Malpighiales; Salicaceae
Product: eukaryotic translation initiation factor 6-2
Exons: 7
Coding region: 1-639 (212 amino acids)
Biological process (GO): maturation of 5.8S rRNA; ribosomal subunit export from nucleus; cytosolic ribosome assembly
Cellular component (GO): nucleolus; preribosome, large subunit precursor; cytosol
Molecular function (GO): ribosomal large subunit binding
Source: RefSeq, a predicted model, not a curated record